Molecule: messenger RNA, 339 nt
Organism: Neomonachus schauinslandi (Hawaiian monk seal)
Lineage: Eukaryota; Metazoa; Chordata; Mammalia; Carnivora; Phocidae
Gene: UCN2
Product: urocortin 2
Exons: 1
Coding region: 1-339 (112 amino acids)
Biological process (GO): hormone-mediated signaling pathway; digestion; adenylate cyclase-activating G protein-coupled receptor signaling pathway
Cellular component (GO): extracellular region
Molecular function (GO): hormone activity; corticotropin-releasing hormone receptor 2 binding
Source: RefSeq, a predicted model, not a curated record
AUGACCAGGUGGGCUCUGCUGGUGCUGAUGGUCCUGACAUUGGGGAGGGCCCUGCUUGUCCCUGGGACCCCUCUCCCAGUUUCCCAGCUCCUCCCUCAGAACCCUCCCCAGGCCACUCCCCGCCCCGUGGCCUCGGACAGCACCUCAGCCAGCACCACAGGCCCCUCCACUGCUUGGGGCCACCUCAGCCCCGGCCCCCGCCCAGGCCCCCGCAUCAUCCUCUCGCUGGAUGUCCCCAUUGGCCUCCUGCAGAUCUUACUGGAGCAAGCCCGGGCCAGAGCUGCGAGGGAGCAGGCCGCCACCAACGCUCGCAUCCUGGCGCACGUUGGCCGCCGCUGA